CGCACACACACACACACACACACACACACACACACACAAAGAGAGAGAGAAAGCAGUUUAAUACAGUUUUGAGAAGACAAACUGCAAAACAUGUCUAACCAAGGGGCACGAUCGUCAUUGUCUCAAAGCCAGCUGGGUGGCGGAAGCUCAAAUUACAGAAACAAACCCACCCAGACUGUUCCUUCACCCGUACACACCACAAAUCCUCCCGUUAGCAAUGAACUGCGUCUGGUUCUGCUGGGAAAAACCGGCGCAGGGAAAAGCGCAACCGGGAACACAAUCCUGGGAGCGAAACGCUUCAAUGAUGAUCUGAGCAUGAGUUCAGUCACUAAAGAGUGUCAGAGAGAAAACACAAGCACUGAAGGACGAAACCUGCUGCUGGUGGACACACCGGGGUUCUUCGACACCGAUUUAACAGAAGAAGAGCUUCAACAUGAAGUGAUCAGCUGCUUAUCUUUGAGUUCUCCUGGUCCUCAUGUGUUUCUUCUGGUUAUACCGAUAGAGAGAUACACAGAAGAGCAGCAGCGAACCGUACAGAAGAUCCUGGAGAUGUUUAAUGAGGACAUCAGCCGAUACACCAUCCUCAUAUUCACACACGCUGACAGACUUAAUGGAGGAUCCAUUCAAGAGUUCAUUUCAGGACAAAAGCAGAAGAUCCAGGAGCUCGUGGAGAGAUUUGGAAGCCGUUUCGUGGCCUUCGACAACAAUAACCCUGAAAACCGAGAACAAGUGACACGACUCCUUCAGAAAGUGGAUGAACUGAUGAUCCAGAAUGAAAACCGUCACUUCAGCAGUGAGGUUACACAGAUGGUGCAGCAGGCUCAGAGGAUUAUAGAUGAGAGAAUGCAGAAAAUGAAGGAGGAGGUGAGGAGAAUGGCUGAUGAUCGCUGGGCUGCGUUCAUUGCAUCACUAAAUAAGGAAAAACAAGAAAUGGACAGAGAAAAGAAACGUAGACAAAACAGGAUCAAGGAGAUUGAGGCGGAUAUAAAGAAGGAGGAACAGAAAAUACAGCAGCUCAGGGUGUAUCUGUGGAAUGAGCAGAAGAACAUGGGAGGAUUUCUGGAGAGAGAAAGAAAUGAGGAGGAGGAGAGAGAUAGAAGAGAAGAACAAGAAAGGAGGAAUAUUGAGAUCUGGAUCCAGGAGGAGCAGAGGAGGCUGGGAGGAGAAGAAGGGCAGCAGAAAAACUCAGGGAAAUACAGAAAGAUUCUGGUUAUGCUCUCUCUGUUUUUGAUGGGUGUUGGAACUGGAUAUGCUCCUGCACUCUUGGCAUUUCUGUUUCCUGCGGCUCCGGUGGCUGAAGCUGGAUUGGCAGCUGAGAUUUUGGCCAACUUGUUGGGUUCAGGAGCUUUUGUAAAUGCAGGUUUUGCUUUCAAAUUCACUGGAGCCGCCAUGGCUGGUGCUGCUAGACUGGCAGCGAUGACCCAAUGCACAAUUCAGUGAUCCAUUCACAUCUGAAAACCAUGCAGAGUCCUCAUUUAAAACUCAUAAUUAUGCUCCUUUAGUUCUUUCUUAACCCUUGUGUGCUGUUGGGUGAUUUUAAUCCAGUUUGGGCUGAUUUGGGGUCUUUAUUAAGGUACAGCAUUCUCUGUGCUUCAGCAAGUGGAAUGAUUCCUGCUGACUAAUCUUAUUUUGACACAUAUUUAGGAAAAUGCUUUGAAAUUUAAAACAAAACUCAACAAUACACUGAGGGCAAAUGGACUCCCCUCUGGUUAUGUUGGUGCUGUUUUUGCCCCAUUGACAUCCAUUAUAAUCACAUUUUUUGAUUGCAAAGCCAUGACAGCAUAUAAUCAUGAAUUCUUGAUUGUUGAUGAUUUUCCCUGUUGGGAAGAGGGAGAGUUUGUCCUUUUUGCUAUUGAUUAUAUGCUGUCAUGGCUUUACAAUAAAAAAAGUCAUUAUAAUAAAAGUCAAUAGGCAAAAACAGCACCAACAGAACCAAAGGGGAGUCAAUGUGAACAAUACACAAGGGUUACUGAACAGAGUUGGGUAAAGUUACUUAAUGAACAUCUAUUUUUUUUUCUGUCAUUCAAGUUUUACAUUCAAUGUUAUCAUUUUGCAAGGAUUGUAGGCAUGUUACUUUUCAAUAAUCUCUUAAAUUGUAAUAUUACUCAAUUUUUCAAUCCAGUAUCAUUGAAAAUACUUGCAACAGCCGACAUUUACAUACAUUAUGCAUAACAUAAAAUACUUUGCUCCUGGUACAUUUUGUUACAGGUUUCAACUGACAAAUCCACUAGAGGGCGCUGUCUGAAUCUAAAAUACUUCACUUGGGUACAUUUUGUCGCACGUUUCAGAUGACAAAUCCACUAGAAGGCGCUGUCUGAAUCUAAAAUACUUCACUUGGGUACAUUUUGUCGCACGUUUCAGAUGACAAAUCCACUAGAAGGCGCUGUCUGAAUCUAAAAUACUUCAAUUGGGUACAUUUUGUCGCACGUUUCAGAUGACAAAUCCACUAGAAGGCGCUGUCUGAAUUUAAAAUACUUCAAUUGGGUACAUUUUGUCGCAUGUUUCAGAUGACAAAUCCACUAGAGGGCACUGUCUGAAUUUAAAAUACUUCACUUGGGUACAUUUUGUCGCACGUUUCAGAUGACAAAUCCACUAGAAGGCGCUGUCUGAAUUUAAAAUACUUCACUUGGGUACAUUUUGUCGCACGUUUCAGAUGACAAAUCCACUAGAAGGCGCUGUCUGAAUCUAAAAUACUUAAAUUGGGUACAUUUUGUCGCACGUUUCAGCUGACAAAUCCACUUGAGGGCGCUGUCUGAAUUUAAAAUACUUCAAUUGGGUACAUUUUGUCGCAUGUUUCAGAUGACAAAUCCACUAGAGGGCGCUGUCUGAAUUUAAAAUACUUCA
Molecule: messenger RNA, 2844 nt
Organism: Danio aesculapii
Lineage: Eukaryota; Metazoa; Chordata; Actinopteri; Cypriniformes; Danionidae
Product: GTPase IMAP family member 9-like
Exons: 2
Coding region: 91-1440 (449 amino acids)
Molecular function (GO): GTP binding
Source: RefSeq, a predicted model, not a curated record